Spirometra erinaceieuropaei is the source of this 309-nucleotide messenger RNA. Lineage: Eukaryota; Metazoa; Platyhelminthes; Cestoda; Diphyllobothriidea; Diphyllobothriidae. The record is from the annotation of a GenBank genome assembly.
AUGACAGCAUGGUCUGUGCCGACGCGGGCAUUAAAGUCACUAAGGACAAUCAGCUUAUCCGCCUUCUCGGAGAGGCAGGCGGAGGCUCGUCAGGCUAUCGUUGAGGCCCUGCGGCAUACGGGGCAGUCCUACGAUGCUGUUCCGGAUGGCAAAGGCGACGCCCGCGUCCCGUCGCUCUACCCUGAGGCGGCCGCUCCAGAAGAAGGUAUAGCCGGCAUCAGCCUCCUGCAGUUGAACUUGUUCGGAGAACCGGCUCUCGCUGAGUGCAGCAAUGGCCACCUUGUAGCGCGCCAGUUGCAGGGCCACUAG